Aspergillus fijiensis CBS 313.89 is the source of this 752-nucleotide messenger RNA. RefSeq lists its product as uncharacterized. The transcript is spliced from 3 exons. The record is from RefSeq and is a predicted model, not a curated record. Lineage: Eukaryota; Fungi; Ascomycota; Eurotiomycetes; Eurotiales; Aspergillaceae. Bases 210 to 665 code for a protein of 151 amino acids.
AGGAAAUUUCGAGGUGGCUCUCCCUUCCUUCCUCAUCAUCCACUCACUCCUUCAGUUCCUGAUCGGAUCAGCCAACAACGCAUCAAUCAUGCCAUGGUUCUCUCGCAUACUGCUUAUGGAUCGCCAUCAGGGGGGUGUUCAUCAAUGGCUCCAGCAAUGAGCAUUGUUUCCAUCUUUUAGCAGCACACAGCACACAGCACACAACCCCCAUGGUGCCAGGUGCAGCAGCUCCCAUUCCUCCGGCGGGCACUGCGGGCAACUGGCUGGCAGUCUCCCAUCACCGCCUUUUCGGACUCCUCAGUGCACAAUUUAAGGCCUGCGUGACCUCUCCGGAUUUCAUAUCUGUCAAUAUAUCCAUGCCUAUUUUUGCACUCCCGAGAAAGAUUAGGAAGUCCCGGGAAUCAUCACUGAGAAGCUGGUGGAAACAUCGCCUAUCUCAGUAUGCCUGUCUGACUGACUGUUCUCUCUCUCUCUCUCUCUCCCCCCCACCCGUGCCCGGUGGAGCAAUGGCCUGCAGCUACCUACUGCAAUUCGCGUCCCAUCCUUUUUGCCAACUCACCGUUGCCCCCAGAGGCAGCGGCAAUAGCGACUUGGAUGGAUUAGUAUUUUUAGGUCGUCUGAUCGUCGGCGCAGAGAUUUCUGGAGCUGCCGAAUGGGGUCGCUAAACGGCGGUUCUGCCCCUGAUUGCGGCCUGUGUUUGGCCCCUUCCGAGCCCGUGGUGGGCCCCGUCUCGAUAAUCAAUCGGUAGUUCC